Colletotrichum chrysophilum is the source of this 759-nucleotide messenger RNA. RefSeq lists its product as uncharacterized. The transcript has a single exon. The record is from RefSeq and is a predicted model, not a curated record. The coding region runs from base 1 to 759 and encodes 252 amino acids. Lineage: Eukaryota; Fungi; Ascomycota; Sordariomycetes; Glomerellales; Glomerellaceae.
AUGGCCGCCGUCAAUGACCCCAUGGACCUCGAGUUGGGUGACAGCCCUACCAAGCUGAGCAACGAGACCGUUGCCCGUAAAACCCCCAAGAUCAUCGUCACGAAGUCGGGCUCCAAAAAACAAGGUACGCUCAGGAACCAGGAACCACAUCCCGUUUCAAAGUCAAUUCAUGCCAACAGCGCAAUAGACAACAAGACCCUGCGCGCCACCAAUCCCCAGCGCGUUACCAAGGCCUGGAAUACCAACAAGCUCGAGCGCAAAAUUGCCAAGCGCCGCUCUCGAUACCUUAAGGCACGUGAGGCCGUCGAGACCCUCACAACUACCCCUCCCAGCUCCGACGUCUCUGACUCCGAGCUGUCAACCACCAAGGCCCAGCGUACUCUUGCCGAGCGCCGCUCUCGGUACCUUGAGGCCCUUGAGGAGUGGGCCCUCCCAUUCACCCCUCCCAGCUCCGAUGUGUCUGACUCUGACGACGAGCUGUCAACCACCAAGCUGGAGGACGAGACCACGGCCACAGCCACCCCUGGUACCAACGACAUCGCCCAGGUGACACCGUGCACCCCCCCUUCCGAGGACGUCAAGUUCCUCGUCAACCCCAAGAUCAUUCUCCACGGCGAGACCUUCCGCUGGAACAAGGUCAGCGACGGUAUCUACCAGAAGGCCGAUGUGCUCAAGAAACCCAAGAUCGUCCUCCACACGGCGACCUUCCGCUGGGAGAAGCUCAGCGACGGCACCUACAUGAAGGUCAACAGGGUUUAG